Molecule: messenger RNA, 756 nt
Organism: Eurytemora carolleeae
Lineage: Eukaryota; Metazoa; Arthropoda; Copepoda; Calanoida; Temoridae
Product: early nodulin-75-like
Exons: 2
Coding region: 1-756 (251 amino acids)
Source: RefSeq, a predicted model, not a curated record
AUGAGGAGCCGAAACGACGAGGUUGGGUCAGCUCGGUUCCAAUGUGAAGAUCGGGUAGGAGCUCAGUAUCCGGCUCACCAGCAUAUCUUAACAGUCAACAAAAUAAAUACAAGAAAACAGAACAAGGCCUCCUUAACUAUUUUGCGCUCUAAUGCUUCCAGGCCAGCUGUAGCAUGUUGUUUAUCUCAAUCUCCAAUCCUCCAACCCUACAAUCCUCCAAAUUCAAAUAUAAAUGGAAUUAUCCCUCCUAUGAAUAUCCUUCCAUCCUCCAACCCCCACUAUCAUUUCAAGAUACAUUACCCCCAUCCAAUCCAUCUUCCACCCUUCUCCCAAGAUCCAAGCAAUCCCCUGCCCUUCUCCCAAGAUCCAAUCCAUCCCACACCCUUCUCCCAAGAUCCAAGCAAUCCCCUACCCUUCUCCCAAGAUCCAACCCAUCCCCCAGCCUCCUCCCAAGAUCCAAUACAUCCCCCACCCUUCUCCCAAGAUCCAAUCCAUUCCUACCACCCUUCUCCCAAGAUCCAAUACAUCCCCCACCCUUCUCCCAAGAUCCAAUCCAUUCCUACCACCCUCCUCCCAAGAUCCAAUAGAUCCCCCACCCUUCUCCCAAGAUCCAAUCCAUUCCUACCACCCUCCUCCCAAGAUCCAAUUCCUCCCCCUCCCCACAAAAUCCAAUCCGUCCUUCAUCCUUCUGCCAAGAUCCAAUGCAUUCUCCACCUUUCUCCCAAGAUCCAAUCCCUCCACUUCCUUCAAUUCUAG